AUGUACUGUAGUUGCAUGGAUAAGGACAAUGUCGUAGCUGCUAGACAUAAAAUCAAGUUAGUUGCAUGGGUUAGGGCAAUAGUUGCAAGACAUAAAGUCAGGUUAGUUGCAUGGGUUAGGGCAAUAGUUGCAAGACAUAAAGUCAGGUUAGUUGCAUGGAUUAGGGCAAUAGUUGCAAGGCAUAAUAUCAAGUUAGUUGCAUGGGUUAGGGCAAUAGUUGCAAGACAUAAAGUCAGGUUAGUUGCAUGGGUAAGGGCAAUAGUUGCAAGGCAUAAUAUCAAGUUAGUUGCAUGGGUAAGGGCAAUAGUUGCAAAGCAUAAUAUCAAGUUAGUUGCAUGGAUUAGGGCAAUAGUUGCAAGGCAUAAAGUCAAGUUAGUUGCAAUAGUUGCAAGGCAUAAAGUCAAGUUAGUUGCAUGGGUUAGGGCAAUAGUUGCAAGACAUAAAGUCAGGGCAAUAGUUGCAAGACACAAAGUCAAGUUAGUUGCAUGGGUUAGGGCAAUAGUUGCAAGGCAUAAAGUCAAGUUAGUUGCAUGGGUAAGGGCAAUUGCUGCAAGGCAUAAAGUCAAGUUAGUAGCAUGUGUAAGGGCAAUAGUUGCAAGACAUAAUAUCAAGUUAGUUGCAUGGGUUAGGGCAAUAGUUGCAAGACAUAAAGUCAGGUUAGUUGCAUGGGUAAGGGCAAUAGUUGCAUGGCAUAAAGUCAAGUUAGUUGCAUGGGUUAGAGCAAUAGUUGCAUGGCAUAAAGUCAAGUUAGUUGCAUGGGUAAGGGCAAUAGCUGCAAGGCAUAAAGUCAAGUUAGUAGCAUGUGUAAGGGCAAUAGUUGCAAGACAUAAAGUCAAAUUAGUAGCAUGUGUAAGGGCAAUAGUUGCAAGACAUAAUAUCAAAUUAGUUGCAUGGGUAAGGGCAAUAGCUGCAAGGCAUAAUGUCAAGUUAGUUGCAUGGGUAAGGGCAAUAGUUGCAAGGCAUAAAGUCAGGUUAGUUGCAUGGGUAAGGGCAAUAGUUGCAAGGCAUAAAGUCAAGUUAGUUGCAUGGGUUAGGGCAAUAGUUGCAAGGCAUAAAGUCAAGUUAGUUGCAUGGGUUAGGGCAAUAGUUGCAAGGCAUAAAGUCAAGUUAGUAGCAUGUGUAAGGGCAAUAGUUGCAAGACAUAAAGUCAAAUUAGUAGCAUGUGUAAGGGCAAUAGUUGCAAGACAUAAUAUCAAAUUAGUUGCAUGGGUAAGGGCAAUAGCUGCAAGGCAUAAUGUCAAGUUAGUUGCAUGGGUAAGGGCAAUAGUUGCAAGGCAUAAAGUCAAGUUAGUUGCAUGGGUUAGGGCAAUAGUUGCAAGGCAUAAAGUCAAGUUAGUUGCAUGGGUUAGGGCAAUAGUUGCAGGGCAUAAAGUCAAGUUAGUAGCAUGUGUAAGGGCAAUAGUUGCAAGACAUAAAGUCAAGUUAGUUUCAUGGGUAAGGGCAAUAGUUGCAAGGCAUAAUAUCAAGUUAGUUGCAUGGGUUAGGGCAAUAUUUGCAAGGAAUAAUGUCGAGUUAGUUGCGUGGGUAAGGGCAAUAGUUGCAUGGCAUAAUGUCAAGCUAGUUGCAUGGGUUAGGGCAAUAGUUGCAAGGCAUAAAGUCAGGUUAGUUGCAUGGGUAAGGGCAAUAGUUGCAAGGCAUAAAGUCAAGUUAGUUGCAUGGGUUAGGGCAAUAGUUGCAAGGCAUAAAGUCAAGUAA
This is a messenger RNA of Saccoglossus kowalevskii, 1695 nucleotides long. RefSeq lists its product as uncharacterized. NCBI's taxonomy places the organism in Eukaryota, Metazoa, Hemichordata, Enteropneusta, Harrimaniidae. The record is from RefSeq and is a predicted model, not a curated record.